Messenger RNA from Pleurotus ostreatus (oyster mushroom), 2718 nucleotides. RefSeq lists its product as uncharacterized. The record is from RefSeq and is a predicted model, not a curated record. Gene Ontology annotation, biological process: exocytosis; Golgi to plasma membrane transport. Gene Ontology annotation, cellular component: exocyst. Lineage: Eukaryota; Fungi; Basidiomycota; Agaricomycetes; Agaricales; Pleurotaceae. The transcript is spliced from 16 exons. The coding region runs from base 1 to 2718 and encodes 905 amino acids.
AUGCCGGGAUACAAAUUCGAUGUGGACGAGGCAACUCUUCUCAAGGCGUACAAGUUAUCUUCUCUGAAUCCAAAACGAUGGGAGCAAAUCGACCAAGACACCGAAGACGCAAACGAGACCACCCAAAGUGGUGACCUGGAAGGCGAUGUCCUGGGCUUAGGGACGCGCGUCAAUGCAAAGGAUUUAGGCCCGGAGUCUAGUGAGGGAAUCACCUCUAAGCACUUCGAUCCAAAGACAUUCCUGUCUGCCGUCCACCCAAAUGCAACAUACCAGGACUUGGCCUCGGGGAUAGCCCACUUACGGGCAUCGAUAGACUCACGCUCUGAAGCGAUGCGAAUUCUGGUGGAGGAUAAUUUCGACCGUUUUGUCGCUGUGAAAGCAUCCACGGACGCUCUGUAUGCUGAAAUGAAGGAAGGAAUCCUUGCUCCAGAUACCGAUUUUGCCACCAAGCCGCUACGUGAUCAGCUGAAAUUGGCAGCUGUGAAGGCGGACCAGGUCUUCCUUCCUGUCCUUGAGAAUGCGUCCAAGGCACAUAAACUGCGAUCAACGCUGGGUGUCUUCGACCGCUCCAAGUUCUUCUUCAACCUUCCCGGGGCCAUUAUUGAAGCAGUGGAUGCCGGGCGAUAUGAAGUCGCGUUGCGUGAUUACAAGAAGGGUAAAUUCCUGUUGGAGAAUAGACCCGGUCAACUUCUGCCUAUAAGUAGUUCCAAGGAAGGUUCAUCUUCGCAAUCCGCCGAGGAGCAGCAGAAACGUAUCCUUGAGAAGGUUUGGGGGAGUGUGGAGAAGGCGAUGGGGGAGAUGCGAACUAUCCUUUCUGCCCAGCUCCAGGACGCUAGUCGCAGCAUAGACGAGCAGGAAAAGACUAUCGAAAUUUUGUUAGACCUACAGAACUCUGAUGAUUCAGUGUGGACAUUCUUCGAUAGCCAGCAUAAACUGAUAAUGGAUCAAAUGAAUAACCAUUACAAGACCUCUGUCACCAACAUCAAAGCCAUGCUGGAGGCACCGCCGCCUCACGAGGCCCCGAACCCCGCUGCUCAAACAAUCCAACUUGCGUCUGAAUUGAGAACAUGCGUCAACGCCCUUGAAGGUAAAGACCAAGAGACCAUCUUGAGCAAAGCUCCCGGGAAUGAGAUAUGGCAAGCUAUAUUGGAUAUGGUGAAGACGGUCUCUGAGAGCAUGUUGACAUCCUUGCCAAAUUUCUGGAAGAUCGCGAAGUCGUUCUUGGAGGGUAAGUUUAAGAAGCAAGGUUCCUCUCAAUCGAGCAAUCGGCGCAGUCCCACUCAAUGCCGCAUCAUGGCUCUCGACAUCGUAAAGCUUUACGUGUCAUUGGUCUCUGAAUUCUUCAAGCUGUCCGACAUGGCCAUCAUGGCGUCCCCGGGCAGGGCAAAUGAACCGCUUCCAGCACUGCUGCCUCAGAACUCCAACUCUUUGACCACGGUCCACUUCUUAAUGAAGAUCCUUAACGAGAUCCAAGAGACUGUGAACGAUCUCACGGCGCUGGAUAUUUCUACAGAUUCUGCUUCCAGUCUCAGGAGCUUACUAGACAGUACCAAGUGGCGAUUCGAAGACAUCCUUAUUGCGACUUGGUUAAGAGAUGCGAAUAUGUUUUAUUACCUUGAGGACUGGGUUUCCAAUUCAGUCGAGACCUCAACUCCUCGGUAUUUGUCACAUCUAGAGGUGUUUCAAAGGCACAUUACAACAGCGGCGUUCAAGAUUGCUGGCGGCGUGGACCUUACUCCCAGUCCUUCCUUAACCAAGCCACAGAAACAAAGCCAGAUUCCCCAAGCGUUCGUUUCCAAAAUAACAAAAGCUUUCCUCGACGUUCUAUAUGCUUUCUUGGACGGACUGGUUCUCCUCGCCUCAGACGAGUCGCCCAUUGUGACUGGGAAGAUGCUGCCUUCAGAGGCUGCUGCACUGUCUUCUACGGGGACCAACCCUUCGGAAGUCUCGAACAUUACCGACGGGGACAUUCGGCUCCUACUCGUGAUUGCUAAUUUUGGCCAUCUGACCAAGAUUCUCAUUCCCAGCAUGAUAACACAGCUUGAGAAUGCUUUUGGGAUAUCGUUGGAAGUCGAUCGCCAGACGUUGAUGACCGUAGUUGGAGAAUUAGACAAGACUUUGUUCGACGGGUACCUCAAACCCAAAGCCAGUGUUGUCACGUCUAUCAUGCGGGCAGGGAUUCUUGACCCGAAGAUGGACUGGUAUGAAACGCCGCAACCCACAGAGAUCAGGACGUACAUGUACCAAACGCUGAUGUACCUAGUUAAGAUACACGCUCAGGUUAGCAGCGUAUCCGAGCAGCUUGUGGAACGCACCAUAUGCUCUCUGGUUGACGAUCUCUCAGAAGAAGCGCUGCGCUGCUUCAAGCAGGUAAAGCGUUUUGGAAUGGGAGGAAUGCUCCGAGCCACGCUCGAAAUUGAAUUUAUGCAUCAGACGUUGACUCGCUACGUCACGCCAACUGCUGCAAAGACCCUCUCCGACCUUUAUAACAAGAUAUCGCAGGCUUAUGCUAGACGAGCGGGCGAUGAAAACCUCCAGAGCAAUCUAGAUGGUGUCAAGAAGACAUUGGCGGACUCGCGGCGCGCCACAGGUAUCGAAUUCUUGUGCUUCCGGCAAACCAAAACUGUGGGACGUCCAGCUACUUCAGCAGGUCGCAGGGAACGAGAGAAAGAGGUACGGCAUCAGAAAGAGACCAGGCCAACGACAGCCCGAGAAUGA